Molecule: messenger RNA, 10674 nt
Organism: Nannospalax galili (Upper Galilee mountains blind mole rat)
Lineage: Eukaryota; Metazoa; Chordata; Mammalia; Rodentia; Spalacidae
Gene: Ksr2
Product: kinase suppressor of ras 2
Exons: 20
Coding region: 175-3027 (950 amino acids)
Biological process (GO): protein phosphorylation
Molecular function (GO): protein kinase activity; ATP binding
Source: RefSeq, a predicted model, not a curated record
CACCGCCUCAACCCUGUGUGGGAUGUUGGGUUUCUUCAUGAGACAUUGUUGAGAAGUCUCAGUGGUUGGAGAGGCGUAGGGGGGUGGACUCCCUCUACCUCUACUCCCUCCCUCCCCCCUUUUUUCUCUCUGGGAGGAGGAGGAGGAGGGGAAGGGGGGGUUGCAGAACAAGCGAUGGAUGAGGAAGACAUGACGAAAAGCGAGGAACAGCAGCCUCUGAGUUUGCAAAAAGCCUUACAGCAGUGUGAGCUGGUCCAGAACAUGAUUGAGUUGAGCAUCUCUAAUCUGGAAGGGCUUAGGACCAAGUGUGCUACUUCCAACGACCUCACACAGAAAGAGAUCAGGACCCUGGAGAGCAAGCUGGUGAAGUACUUCAGCCGGCAGCUGUCCUGCAAGAAGAAGGUGGCCCUGCAGGAGCGCAACGCUGAGCUGGACGGCUUCCCCCAGCUCAGGCACUGGUUCCGGAUCGUGGACGUGCGCAAGGAAGUCCUGGAGGAAAUCUCCCCUGACCAGCUGAGCCUGGAGGACCUUCUGGAGAUGACAGACGAGCAGGUGUGUGAGACGGUGGAGAAGUAUGGAGCCAACCAGGAGGAGUGUGCUCGCCUCAAUGCCUCCUUGACUUGCCUCAGGAACGUGCAUAUGUCAGGAGGAAACCUCUCCAAACAAGACUGGACCAUUCAGUGGCCCACCACAGAGACGGGGAAGGAGAACAACCCUGCAUGUCCCCUGGAAACCAGCCCACGGAUCCGUACCCACCUCUCCCAGAGCCCCAGGGUCCAGUCCAAGUGUGCCCAGCACUUCUGCCACACUAGCUCUACACCUGGGGCCCCUGUGUAUACCCACGUGGACAGACUCACUGUGGAUGCCUACCCGGGCUUGUGCCCACCACCACCCCUGGAGUCCGGGCAUCGGUCCCUGCCGCCAUCACCCCGGCAGCGGCAUACAGUUCGCACCCCACCUCGUACCCCAAAUAUUGUCACCACCGUGACUCCACCCGGCACACCACCCAUGAGGAGGAAGAACAAGCUGAAACCCCCAGGGACACCACCGCCUUCCUCCCGGAAGCUCAUCCACCUGAUCCCAGGAUUCACGGCGCUACACCGGAGCAAAUCCCACGAAUUCCAGCUUGGGAACCGAGUGGACGAGGCCCACACACCCAAAGCCAAGAAGAAGAGCAAACCCCUGAACCUCAAGAUCCACAGUGGCGUGGGCAGCUGUGAGAACAUUCCAGCCCAGCAGUGCUCCCCACUCCUGUCUGAGCGCUCCCUGCGCUCCUUCUUUGUGGGCCAUGCGCCCUUUCUGCCCUCCACUCCACCUGUCCACACGGAGGCCAACUUCUCUGCCAACACACUCUCAGUGCCACGCUGGUCCCCGCAGAUCCCACGUAGAGACCUGGGCAACUCCAUCAAGCACAGGUUUUCUACCAAGUACUGGAUGUCUCAGACCUGUACAGUCUGUGGGAAAGGAAUGCUUUUCGGCCUCAAGUGUAAAAACUGCAAGUUAAAGUGCCACAACAAAUGCACCAAAGAAGCCCCACCCUGUCACCUCCUGAUCAUCCAUCGAGGAGACCCAGCAAGGUUGGUGCGGACGGAGUCAGUCCCCUGUGACAUCAACAACCCUGUCCGGAAGCCAGCCCGGUAUUCGGAUCUGCACAUCAGCCAGACACUCCCCAAAACCAACAAAAUCAACAAGGACCACAUCCCUGUCCCUUACCAGCCAGACUCCAGCAGCAACCCUUCAUCCACAACCUCCUCCACGCCCUCCUCGCCGGCACCCCCCCUCCCUCCCAGUGCCACGCCACCCUCUCCCCUGCACCCAUCGCCACAGUGCACAAGGCAACAGAAGAAUUUCAACCUGCCAGCAUCCCACUACUACAAAUACAAGCAACAGUUCAUCUUCCCAGAUGUGGUUCCUGUACCAGAGACACCGACCCGGGCACCCCAGGUCAUUCUGCACCCAGUCACCUCAAAUACAAUCUUGGAAGGAAAUCCAUUACUUCAAAUUGAAGUGGAGCCGACCUCAGAGAAUGAAGAGAGUCAUGAGGAGGCUGAGGAGUCUGAGGAUGACUUUGAGGAGAUGAACCUGUCCCUCCUCUCAGCCCGGAGCUUCCCACGCAAGGCCAGCCAGACCAGCAUCUUCCUUCAGGAAUGGGACAUCCCUUUUGAGCAGCUGGAGAUUGGUGAACUCAUUGGGAAGGGUCGUUUUGGACAGGUGUACCAUGGGCGCUGGCAUGGCGAGGUGGCCAUCCGGCUGAUUGACAUCGAGAGAGACAAUGAGGACCAGCUCAAGGCCUUCAAGCGGGAAGUGAUGGCCUACCGACAGACGCGGCAUGAGAACGUGGUGCUCUUCAUGGGCGCCUGCAUGAGCCCGCCCCACCUGGCCAUCAUCACCAGCCUCUGCAAGGGGAGGACACUCUACUCUGUGGUAAGGGAUGCCAAGAUUGUCCUGGAUGUCAACAAAACCAGGCAGAUAGCCCAAGAAAUUGUGAAGGGCAUGGGCUACCUCCACGCCAAGGGGAUCCUUCACAAGGACCUCAAAUCAAAGAAUGUCUUCUAUGACAACGGCAAAGUGGUCAUCACAGACUUUGGGCUCUUCAGCAUUUCCGGGGUGCUACAGGCUGGCAGGCGGGAGGACAAACUGCGUAUCCAGAAUGGCUGGUUGUGUCACCUGGCUCCUGAGAUCAUCCGCCAGCUGUCCCCCGACACAGAGGAGGACAAACUUCCCUUCUCCAAGCACUCAGACGUCUUUGCACUUGGCACCAUCUGGUAUGAACUCCACGCCAGGGAGUGGCCUUUCAAGACCCAACCAGCAGAAGCAAUAAUUUGGCAAAUGGGAGCAGGCAUGAAACCUAACCUCAGCCAGAUUGGAAUGGGAAAAGAAAUCUCGGACAUACUGCUCUUCUGCUGGGCUUUCGAGCAGGAGGAACGGCCCACCUUCUCCAAGCUCAUGGACAUGCUAGAGAAACUGCCAAAGCGAAACCGCCGCCUGUCGCACCCUGGACAUUUCUGGAAGUCUGCAGAGCUGUGACCAUGGACAUGGGCCAGUGAGGCACUCAGCUCCUAAACACCUCUCCCUCCCUGCUCCGCCCUCUGCCAGCUCAGGAGGCCCCAGGCUCACCUCCAGAGGGUCCCAACCCAGCUAGUUUGGGAGCCCCAUGUGACAGCACUGGCGGGGGCUGCCUGCACCUCAGGCUUGUGCCCCUUUUUGGGCAGGAUGGGGACCCCUGAGCUAGUACCAAACUGGACCAGCCAAGGUUCAGGGGAUGCUGUGGAGUAGAGAAGAAGAGACCCGCAUUGCAGACUGAACGCAGAGACCCUGGCCUGUGAAGACCAGGACACUCAGCCCCAUGGGCAGACUCUCUCAUCGGACUGGUGUGUGUGUGUGUGUGUGUGUGUGUGUGUGUGUGUGUCUACACGUGUACAGGGCCACUUGCUCUCUUUCCAGGACAAACCUGCUCUAGCUGUGCAGCGUCCUCAGCUGCUUUUGUCUCUGUGUGGUCAUCUGAGCUGUGCUACCCAGGAAGGUAGGACAGAGAUGCAGAGUAGCACACAUGCUCCAUCAAGUUUCCCAGGCCCAGGUCAGGGUGGGGAGGAAGUUUGGCUAAGCUUGCAAGCAUCUGUUUUCAGAGGCCCCAUCCCAAGCCCAAUGUGUCUUGUGGCACCUGGGCACAGACCCAAAGGACAGCUAGACAAUCCUAUGUGUCUUUUCAGCAUGGGGCCUCUCUGGGGACAAGUCCUUUGGUUUGGCUUUUGUCCCCUGUUUUGUGAGACUGUCAUCCUGGCUCACUCACUGCCCUAUGCUCCCAUGGACAAUUGGAAGGCACAGUGGCUUCCCAAUCUGGGGGACUUCUAGGGGCUCCUAGAACACCCCUGAAGUCAGAUCCCUGAGAACUGGGACUGUGACUCAAAUUCUAGUACAUUCCUUUUCUGCCUUCUUUGGUACUUAAACUGCUGGAGUUGGUUUUCCCGUGGGGAUGAAUGCGAGGUGUGUAUGUUAAACUACAUGGAUGUGUGCAUUCAUGCUCACAGAAGGUCUCAGCCUCCCUGUCUCUCACCCUUGUUGGGAGGUGAUGAGGGAGUGUGUCUGUAAAGGUUUCACAUUCUCUGCUCUGGCCUGGUGCUGGGUCCCGAGUGGCCUCCCCAUAGGAGCCUGUGUCCAUCCAUGUACCCCCAUCUGCUUAUUCAGCACCCCAUCUUCUGUCCCUUCACUCUCUGAGCUAGAAGUUUCUCUGGUCUAUAUUGGGUUCCCCCAGUGUUCUGGCUGAGGGAUGCUGGGAGCAGGUGCUAGAGUAAAUGGUGGGGAACAUCUUGGGUUCACUGGUCCAUGUUCCCAAAGCCCUGUCCCCGAUAAUCAGACCAGGCAGAAGAGGGAAAGCCAUCCAUACGUGAAGCACAGAAGCAGUGGGGCAGGAUGUUUGGGGUUGGCCACAGGCCCUCUCUCUGGACACUUGCUGCCCAGCCUCAGGGGUCCCAAAGCUGCUUCUUCAACCCAGGUAUCUCCCUGACAGCCAGAGAAACCAAGACUUCAAGUCCCACCCCCUGAGCUGACACCCAAAUCCCAACCAAGCACACAGGGACAGGGACAGCUCCACUUUUGGAUGACCCCAGUUGGAUCCACGUCCUUGGGCCAAGCUUGCUUCCAUGGUGGGAAGAUUGAGAGAGAGGUUUCUAGAGAAUCCCACCCCAGGACCACUCAAAUGGACCCCCAAGGCCUUCUCGAAUCCCCUGUGCAAAGCUCCCAUUAUCUGGACCAGGGGUACUCAAGGGCCUUCACAGAUUGUUCCCACGUGGGCCUUCCUCUCCUCGGGGACAUCUGUGUCUCCCUGACUCCACAUUCAUGAAUCUUGCAUGUGUCCCAGAGCUCUGGUGUUGCUGGAAGCCAUUCCUGUCAACAAAUGGUUCCCAUGCAGCAAGCCCCACAGUGGACCCGUCCUGUGGCUGGGCAUGGACCUGCCCGAACAAACUGCUAACGCCUAGAAUCUAGUGCCUCGUUUGUCUUUAAUCUCACCAGGAUCUCUUUGGUCCAUGGAAUUCUGUCUUUGUCAUGCACCUUUGCAGCAGGAGUAGGAGGACAGGGGAGGGACAGGGAGUACUGAGCCACUAGGAGCUGAAAUGCCCCAAAGCACUGGAACCUGCUUCUCCCACUUCAGUAUAGCUGACUGUCAACAGAGAGGGAGUUCGCCACAGUUCCAAGGACUAUUUGGGAUGAAAGACAUGGGUGAUCCAGGGAGAACCCAGCCUUCCCUGGCCCUCAGUGCUUCUCCACUUAGGAGACCAGGGUCCCUUGGGUCUAGUCCUUGGUCCCAUGUCAUCUCCCCACACUUGCUUUGUCCCCUACCUCCCCACUCAUCAAGAUCUCUUCCACCCCUUGGGCUGGGCUUCAGGCUUCAUAUCUCCUGGACUUCUCAUCACACCUCCGGCUAACUGGCCCUUGCUUGCUAGUGGCCCCUUUAAUGUGCAGACAUUUGCAUCUAAGGAGAACCAAGCUAUCCCUUCCUUCCCCUGGUGGCCUCAGUCUUCCCUGGGAAUGACUGAGACUGUGGGUUUCCAAGGCCUGCAGCCUCUCAUCUCCAGGUUUCAUUCCCAUAGUGAUCCAACCUCGAGUCCCCAAACAGUCCCUUUCUGUCCUCCAGCCCUGCCAGUCCUCAUUUUCACCCAUCUACCCCUUGGUGUCUGAUCUUGUUCCAAGUGUGACCCUGCUUAAGCCAAGCCCCCCACCCACGUCCCCCAUGAUAGCUUCUGAGAGCUACUAUGACAACCUAGCACAUACCAAGUGGCUUUCCACAAUGGAAAUAUGUACUCUCAAUCAUUCUGGUGGUCCAAAGCCCAAAGCAAACUGCCCACGUGACCUGCCCCCUUCUGAACCCUGUUAGAGAGUCUUUCCUUGUGGUGGUUUUCUGGCAAAGUCCAGCAUUCCUUGGUUUGUGGCAGCAUCUCUGUAAUCUCUGCCUUUGCCCCCCCCCACACACCACACACACUGGUCUCUCUGUGUCUCCAUUUUUGUUUGGCUUUUUUUGAGGACCCAGUCCUGUUGGAACAGGACCUCACUGACUAGUCACUGCUACUGUGACAGUGACCACAUGACCAACAGAAACAGUGAAAAAGAGGAAUUACUUAUUUUGGUUCACAGUUUCGGAGUUAAGUCCAUGGCCACGUGUCUCUGUGUUUCUGGCCCUGUCAUGAGGCAGAACAUCAUGAUGGUCUGAGGAAGAGGCUGGCACUUCAUCAUGGCAGACAGGAAGCAGAGAGGGGAAUAUGCAGGAAGAGAUCAGGGUGAGACCUAGCCUGAUGGACACACCCCUGUGGCCUACUUCCACCAGCUAGACCCUACCUCCUGCAUUUUACCACCUCCCAGUUAACCUUUUCAGGAGUCCAUCAAGUGAUUCACCAUGCAUGAGCUCAGAGGCCUGAAUCUAACUGACAGUUUUACAGACACACCCAGAGGUGUGCCUCCAACUCCUCUAGGCAGGAUUUCUUCAUCCCAUCAAGUUGACAGUCAGCAUUGACCAUCACACCAGCCUUACUCAGGUGUGACCUAAUCUGAACUAGUUCCAUCAGUGACAACCCAGUUUCCAAAUCAGGGCUCAUUCUGAGGUCUUUGGGUCAGGGACUCAGACUAGCCUUUCUUUGGCAGUGGGCAUUCCUCAACCUAUAGCACUCUUAGGGACUCUGUCCCAUGCUUGAGAUGUCAUCUUGGCCCCUUGUGGCAAACCUGGGGUUCCCAGAAGAUGGAUUCUCAGAGCCCUUGGGGACCAUUCUACAAUCCUGUCUGUGAUAGAUGAGCCCCAUCCUUGACUCCCAGACUUAGGUGCAUGGGUGGGAAUAGACAGGAUUGUCUACAGUGUGAUGGUCAAUGGCCUGCACCAACAAUGUGGAAACAUCAAUCAGGCCAUGGGGAUGAAGAUCUAGAAAGAUCUGUAUGUCGAAUAUCUAGGAGGAUGAUGGUCUAGACCAAGGGGAACAAAGAGGUAGAGUUCUUCCCACUGCUGCUCCUUCCUGUGCCCUCAGCAGACAUAGCUCAUCACAGCAAACCUUCCAACUGUAGCCCUUGAGAUGGGCACAUGGCUACCCUUGAUCUCAUGCCGAGGCCCAGAAAGGGAAGGUAGGCUGCCCCAGGAAGCCUCUUCUAAGAGAAGUAGCUUCAUAAUUCACACCUCAGAAUCAUCGAGAAAUACAGUCACUAGGGCUGGAUUUGGACAGCCUGUCGGGGCUUUCCAGUCAGGGAAUUUGGCAAGCUAGAAGAUUCCUUCCUCAUCACCCUGUGACCAGUCCUACUUAGUCACCUGCUGCUGCUUGGGAGGAUCAUUUAUUCUCCAGGACAGCUUCCCUGGAAGGCUGGAAGGUUCUCCCCCGAAACUCCCCACAUAACAGCUGGUCCGGGAGAGACCAACAUGCAGAGACCUGGAGGGAAGACGGCACUGUGGUGUGGUGACAGUGGCGGUGGUGGUGGCAGGCGGGGAAGCCAGAAGGACUGUUGCAGGUUUGUAGAGAUUGGGGAAGUCAGAUGUGACACAGCAUUAAGAAAAAGGAACCUGACUCGAGCUGAUCUUUGGGUUCUCCUGUGUGGGAGGCUCAAAGUCAAGUUUUUGCCUAGAUGGCCUCCGGUGGACCACUGGCUUCACCCCUGAGCUCUUGAAAUGGCCUUGAUAACUGGCUUGGUGGCCAAAAGGACCUUCGGUGGGCUGCAGCUUCACUUCCUUCCCCUCCCAUGUCCUGCUCAGGGUCUCCAAGACCAUGUGCCAAGGACAUAGUCACACAAUAGUAGGAAUGAAAAAUAGGCACCAUAGAUUUAGCCUAAAUUAACCUAACAGAGCGGCUCAGCUCUCCGUGGAGCUGGCAGCAUUGUUUAUGGCAGUGUGAUAUUUACACUGUGGCUCCUGAGAUUUGAAAGUUUAAUGAUGCAGAUCAAAUCUUAGUUUUACUUUUUUACCACUUAAAAAAAAUCCCACCUUAGCUAGUUCCUGUUUAAAAACACUUUGACCUCUCUCACUAACCAUGGGUGCCAAGAUAUCAGAAAUUCUGGGCUGGGCCUGGCAGUGGUGACUGCUCACAGUGGCUGAUAUGGAGAUCUUGGUGACAGAGCUACAUUCACUUGGUCACCACAUUCCAAGUUGGUCCAGAACUCUCUUGGAUGUGUUUCUUCCACAGACAUUCAACCCUCCCUCUCAAAUAGCAGUGCCUCCCCGCCCCAAACACACACUCAAAUCCUAAGCAUCUCAGAGGGAUGAGAGACAAGAAACAACCAACCGUAAACAUAGAUAUUUGCCACUUACAGAAGGCUAUAGGGAAAAUUCAGAGGGGCCAGAAACAUAGGCGACUGUGGAGAGGGCAUAGAGAUUAGGUUGGGGUCUGAAGGAAUCAGAGGCAGAAGGAUGGAGGCUAGGUUAGAGGUCUCUCAGCCUCAGCACUGUUGACUUUGGAUGUUGAUUCUUGGGUGUCUGUUCUAGUCCAGGCUAGCUUUGAGCUCAUGAUCCUCCUGUUCCUGGUGGAGCUAAAGUCACUGAGCAAUAUGCCCUGGACAUGACUGUUCUACCUCUGAUCUAGGGAUGUGCCCAAGGGGAGUUCUCUGUAUUACCCCUAGAAUGAGAUCUGGGGGUCCUGGAGGCCUAGCAGGCCCAGCAUGGGGGGAGGGCAUUGAAAGGGACUGAAGUUUGCAAAGCUCUUUGGGAAUUUGAGACGACCUCCCAAGCAGAAGCUGGGUAAACUGAGACUCUGUCCCCUGAGGGGUUCCUCUCCUCCCUCCUGACCCUGGGCAGAGUGAGACAUUGAAGGUCCACACGUGUCUCUGCCGACCGUGGGCCAGUCAGUCCUUUCCUUUAAAGUAUGCUCCUGCCUGCUUCUGUUUUUCCCUCACACUCCCUCUGCCACCUCUCAGGACAGUGUCUCUGAUGUGUCAGAGAGACACAGACUCAUCUCACAGAAAACCCUACCCCUGGCAGUCUUGCUAUGGUCUCUUCCUGGACAGUCACUCUAUUGAAUGUGGCCAUCAAGGACAUAAGAGACAUGGAAACAUGUUCAUGGAAAGACACCCCCCCCACACCUUACGUGUUUCUCCACAGAAAUGUGACAAGUGUGAUGCCAAAAUGCUCAUUUGGUGACUGAAGAAGACCCAGGGGUCAUAGUGGGUCCUGGGCUGAAUCUGCAACAGGGUCUGAAGUGUAAAAGAGAAUGCAUGGGUCUUGGCAGUGGGAUGGGGAAUCUUCUGUUCCUAUAAAUAUCUGGGCUUGGGGAAUAGAAAGCAGCACCUUGGCCAACAUAGAACUCCCUGUGGUGGGGCUGUAAAUAAGUGGGGCUUGUCAGCCUGCUUCAACUUGAUUCAACUCCCAUCUUUCCAACUGCUUCCCUGGUGGACCACGAUCUCACCUACAACUUCUCAGUAUCCGCAGCUCCUAUGGGAGUGCUCCUUGGACUUUCUUAGCUGUGUGCAGUUCAUAGCACCUAGUUUGUCACUAGCCCCCAUGUGGAUGGCAGCAGUUAACGAAAUAGUGUUCAACAGUGUCCCAGUCCAUGGCAUCUCAGCAUCUGACUGAACGUCCCCCAUGAAAGCCACCCCUCGGGAUGUCCCUGGACAAACGGGGCUGGAAUAGAGAGGCAGGGGCUUUUCCCACCCGCGUAGAUGCUGAUGGCCCAGCAUCUGUAAACAAGGACUGUAAACAAGGACAGCCAGGUCUUCUAGGGACUGACCCCCAGCUGCAGGGGGAUUGGCAUAUGAGAGGGAGCUGAGAAGUCUCCAGAAAGAUUAGCCCCUGGCCACCAAGGUCCUCACAGAAGCAAGAUGCUCCUCUUCCUGCCCCACAACCCCAAGGUCAAAGCCAGGGGCAUCAUCUGAGGCACACAAGACUGGCCACACCAGGAGAACACCCUUGCCCAUGGCAGCCAGGCUCAGGAGGCCCCUGCUCCCACCCCUGGCCUCUUGUUCCUUCUACCCCAACCUUUGAUCUUUCUCAGGGGUCCGCCCCUAGACCUGUCACACACCCCAUCUAGUGACAGUUCUCCAAGUCACCAACAGGGGAAAGAUCCCUCAUUGUAAAAAGGCUUCCCUUGUAAAUUAUGCUGUGGCCUUUUGUAUACACAGAGUAUAUAUAGCUAUAAAUACUAUAUAUUAUAUAUAUAUGUAAAGACUAAUUCUUGUACAGAGCCCCCAAAGACCUCAGGCCCACACUGUUUACUCUGUCUGUCUGUGCUGACCGUCACAGGAUGAGCUGACCUCUGACCUUGGGUUCCCAUUUUUCUUCAGGACCACUACAUCUCUUUUUUGCCCUUUCUAGAUCUGUCUUGGCCUCUCUCUCUCUCUCUCUCUCUCUCUCUCUCUCUCUCUCUCUCUCUCUCUUUCUCUCUCAUUGCCAACAUGUUGUUGCUGGGAAAGAAUAUUUGAUUAUCAUCCAGGAAAUCAUGAGGGAUGAAUGGAUGGAUGGAAGGAUAGGUGAAUAGAUGAAUGGGUGGGUGGAUGGAUGGAUGGAUGGGUGAAUAGAUAGGUGGAUGGAUGAUCACUAUGUAUAUUUGUACAGAAUCAUUUAUAAAGUUUUCUACACUUCUCAAAAAGUAUUUCUAACCUGGGCUGUUGGACAGUUUGUGAGCCUCUGAGCCGGCAAGCCUGUUGUUUCUUGUGUUUAGUGCAAUGUUUAGUGAGAAUCCAAUGUCUGAAUUAUUUAUGCCAAUAAAGAAUUUGAGAAUU